CUACUCUGGGUUUGGAAACUCUGCUACACAUAGGACCAUAUGGCAUUCACAGGGUGCUUUGUACACCAAAUUGUCAGUCGGAACCGGUCCAGGCCCGCUCAAAGUCCCCCAAAUGGGGAACUUAACAUCUAAGAAAUAAAGUAAUGAAAAUUGAAUUGAAGAUGAAAUGAUUUGCAUCUAUCGUUUCUGUAUGCUUGUCUAUGUGACCUUGCAAAGACGAGGCAGACAUUUACAGUGACACAAUGCUGCGUUCGAAUGGUAGAAUGUUCAGAUACGUUUUUAUUUCCCGCCACCGGAGCUACACAUUAUGGUUGUCAUGGCAACGUUGUAUGGGAGUAGUGCAUGUCCACCAAGGACAGUGAAAAGGGAAAUAAAUCGUUGUCGGUGUAUUUUAAUUUUUCCUAGCUAUCUCGUUAAAUUGUUUCUAAACUUUGCAUAUUGUGGAGGUGAACAAUCAAUUUAACCGGGAACGUGUACGAUAAGAGGUAACGGCUGCACGAUUAUUCAUGCGGAUAGAAUGACCUGUUGUUGCUUGUUAGUAUAGCUACCUACUAUGUAGCUAAGUUAGCUAGCCAGUUAAAAAAAACUGUCGUGUUGCUAGCUAACCGUAUAGCUUAGCUAUGUCAGGCAACAGUCUUCCGCCUGUGCGAAAUCUACCCCACUGGUCCCGCGUUGGAUGUCUUGACAAGCCUUGCUUUCCACAACCACGUCCUUUCCCGUUUAACCACCUUGAACCGCUGUCGGAAUCACCCCGUGGGGACAGUGGGGGAGAGGUCUCAUCUCACCGGGACAUGGAUACUCGCGUUGCAUCGCUUCAGAGGAAUAUUCAGUUCCUGCAACUACAGCACAAGGACACUCUUCAGAAGCUACACGGUGAAAUAGAUGACCUCAGACGGGAAAAUAAAGAGCUGCAGUAUAAGCUGAUCAUGGAGCCUUCAAAGUCUUGCAGAAAAGGUAUUUCUUUAGGAUCAAGCCGCCGGAGCACAAUGCCACCGACACAGGGCAGUGAGGCCCAGACAGAGAGAGUGAUCUACCUGGAGCAACCUUUACAAGACACAUGCCCAUCUCAAGACCCAUGGCUCAGUAUAGCGGGGGACGGUUGUGUGGCUCACGCCGACACUGAGACCACUGGAGUGGCAAAGCAAGAACACGAGUCAGAGUUGAGGGGAGGCCUCAUCACCUCUCUACAGCCACUCCGGAUCCAGAGCAGCCCAUCCCAUCCCCCCCGACCCCCCACCCUGCAGGAAUGUGAGGUUAUCAUACGGCAGCUCUACAAAGCCAACAACCUGCAGUCUCAGGAGAUUAUACGUGUGAAGGCUGUCCUCCGAGACAUUGUGUUCAACAAGAAAAUCACUCCUGAGAACUACAUCAUGACAAACGCCUACCUUGCUGACAGCACCAGCAAGGCAGAGAAGUUUCCCCAACUAGCACUUCAACCACUUCCCAAGAGAAUGUCUGGGAACCAGGCAGGGGUGACAGAGAGGGUGAUCCUCCCAGCCCUCAAACAGCACCUGAGCUCCAGCAUCGCAGAGAGGCAGAAAAGGACCCAGGCUGUACAGAGGAGCAGGCUGAGGAGAACAGUGCAUUGAGAGGGACAAACAGUACAGCAGGCCAGCCAGCACCGCAGAACCAAAGCCUCUUUAAAUAAGAUCAGGACCAGCUCCUAUUAUGGUCAUUGAAGGACUUCAAUUACCAUUGAAUGAAUGUUAACAGUACCUGUCAAAAGUUUGGACACCUACUAAUUCCAGGGUUUUUCUUUAUUUUUACUAUUUUCUACAUUCUAGAAAAUAGUGAAGGGAAAAGGGGAUACACGUAGUCAGUUGUCCAACUAAAUGUAUUCAACUGAAAUGUGUCUUCCGCAUUUAACCCAACCCCUCUAAAUCAGAGGAGCGGGGGGCUACCUUAAUCAACAUCCACGUCUUCGGCACCCAGGGAACAGUGGGUUUACUGCCUUGCUCGGGCAGAACGACAGAUUUUUACCAUGUCAGCUCGGGGAUUCAAUCCAGCAACUUUCCAGUUACUGGCCCAACACUAACCACUUGGCUACCUGCAUAUGGAAUCAGGUAGUAACCAAAAAAAGUGUUAAACAAAUCUAAAUAUAUUUUAUUUGAGAUUCUUCAAAAUAGCCAUUUGUCUUGACAGCUUUGCACACUUUUGGCAUUCUCUUAACCAGCUUCAUGAGGUAGUCACCUCGAAUGCAUUUCAAUGAACAGGUGUGCCUUGUUAAAAGUGAAUUUAUGGGAUUUCUUUCCUUAAUGUGUUUGAGCAAAUCAGUUGUCACAACACAAGGUAGGGGUGGUAUGCAGAAUAUAUUUGGUAAAAGACCCAAGUCCAUAUUUUGGCUAGAACAGCACAAAUGAAUGUCAGUCAAUCUGGAAAAUUAAGAACUUUGAAACUGUCUUCAAGUGCAGUCACUAAAACCAUCAAGCGCCAUGAUGAAACUGGCUCUCAUGAUGACCACCACAGGAAAGGAAGACCCAGAAUUACCUCUGCGGCAGAGGAUAAGUUAGAGUUAACUGCACCUCAGAUUGCAGCCCAAAUAAAAGCUUCAGAGUUCAAGUAACAGAAAAAUCAACAUCAUCUGUUCAGAGGAGACUGGUUGAAUUACUGCAAAGAAACCACUACUAAAGGACACCAAUAAAAAGAAGACACUUGCUUGGGCCAAGAAACACGAGCAAUGGACAUUGGACCGGUGGAGAUCUGUCCUUUGGUCUGAUGAGUCCAAAUGUGAGAUUUUUGGUUCUAACCGCCAUGUCUUUGUGAGAUAGAGUAGGUGAACAAAGAAGGAGAGUGAUGGUGCUGCAUCAGAUGACCUGGCCUCCGCAAUCACCCGACCUCAACCCAAUUGAGAUUGUUUGGGAUGAGUUGGACCGCAGAGUGAAGGGAAAGCAACCAACAAGUGCUCAGCAUACGUGGGAACGCCUUCAAGACUGUUGUAAAUGCAUUGGGGCGGCAGGUAGCCAAGUAGUUAGAGCGUUGGACUAGUAACCGAAAGGUUGCAAGAUCGAAUCCCCGAGCUGACAAGGUAAGAAAUCUGUCGUUCUGCUCCUGGCCAAGACAGUUCACCUACCGUUCCUAGGCCGUCAUUGAAAAAAAUAAUUUGUUCUUAACUGACUUGCCUAGUUAAAUAAAGGUAAAAUAAAAAAUAAAUUAAAUUCCUAAUGAAGCUGGUUGACAGAAUGCCAAGAGUGCAAAGCUGUCAUCAAGGCAAAGGGUGGCUACUUUGAAGAAUCUCAAAUAUAAAAUAUAUUUUGAUUUGUUUAACACUUUGUUACUACAUUAUUUCAUGUCUUCACUAUUAUUCUACAAUGUAGAAAAUAGUAAAAAUAAAGAAAAGCCCUGGAAUGAGUAGGUGUGUCAGCUUUUGACUGGUACUGUAUAUAAAGUUAAUAUUUCAAUGUACAUACAUUUUUAUUUCUCCCUAUUAAACUUAUUUCGGUGUUCCGUU
Messenger RNA from Salvelinus fontinalis (brook trout), 3448 nucleotides. RefSeq lists its product as uncharacterized. The record is from RefSeq and is a predicted model, not a curated record. The coding region runs from base 621 to 1589 and encodes 322 amino acids. The transcript has 7 exons. NCBI's taxonomy places the organism in Eukaryota, Metazoa, Chordata, Actinopteri, Salmoniformes, Salmonidae.